Cercospora beticola is the source of this 789-nucleotide messenger RNA. RefSeq lists its product as uncharacterized. NCBI's taxonomy places the organism in Eukaryota, Fungi, Ascomycota, Dothideomycetes, Mycosphaerellales, Mycosphaerellaceae. Gene Ontology annotation, biological process: mycotoxin biosynthetic process. The record is from RefSeq and is a predicted model, not a curated record.
AUGGAGUAUCAGAAGCUGAACCACGAAAGCGGCCACCUCCGACAGCGCUCACAGGCUUCGCUCGAGAUUGGUGCAGAGACGCCGUUAACACCACACGGGGAGUGGAUCGAUCCAUUUGCGGGACAAACAAAACACCGAAGACGAAUCCUACAGCUGUGGACGGUCCUCCCGUACAUCCUGCUACGGAUCUUGGUACCCUUCGUUAUCGUUCUUGUGGCUCUGAAUCUCAGCGAUGCAUACUUUCGUGGCACACAUCGCUCCACAAGUGGUGAAAUCGGCGAUGUGCAGUUGACUUAUGGAAGUGAUCCGAGGUACAUGAGUCUGGACUACAAGUAUGACUAUCUGUGGGCAGACGAUAUUGCCCCAGCGCAAGGUAGCAUCAGGCUGCCAAAAGACAAUAGCCUGGGUCCUGCAGACUUGACUGAGUGGGGCUUAAUUGGAAUGUUCCACAGCCUGCACUGCCUGGGCAUGAUGCGAAGAGCCAUGCAACGAGCACACUACGGCGGACAUAUCGGUAUCGACCAGACCGAAGCACCGCACUUUGCUCACUGUUUCUGGUAUCUGCGUCAAGCCAUUCUCUGCAAUGCCGAUGGCACGAUUGAGCUCCCGAGAUACAACAAUGGUACUCUCGGGACGGAAAACAUUUCAGGCGUCACCGACGUUCGGCAAUGUCGAUCGGCGGAUAAGUUGCGGAAGUUACAGGACAAGUACGGCGUCAAGUUGACAGAAGAAGAGAAAAAAGAGUUAGACCCCAGCAAUUUGGACUUGGCGCACGGAGGCGGUGAUUGA